Scaptodrosophila lebanonensis is the source of this 1089-nucleotide messenger RNA. RefSeq lists its product as uncharacterized. The record is from RefSeq and is a predicted model, not a curated record. Gene Ontology annotation, biological process: regulation of transcription by RNA polymerase II. The transcript has 2 exons. NCBI's taxonomy places the organism in Eukaryota, Metazoa, Arthropoda, Insecta, Diptera, Drosophilidae. The coding region runs from base 114 to 818 and encodes 234 amino acids. Gene Ontology annotation, cellular component: transcription regulator complex; nucleus.
UUGAUAAAAUGAAAACGGAAUGGGACGAUGAAGAUGAAGUAUGUGUAUACCUUUAAUGCGAAUUGCUUAGAAAUUUUGAUAAAGUACUGCAAAUUGAUCCUUUCGGUUUUGCAAUGCCGAUCCUCACAAAAAUGGAUCCGAGCUACGACCCUGAUGAAAAUCCAGAAAUACAAAGUACGAAGCGAAGAGGAAAAAAGAGAGCACCUUCCAAGAAAUUUAGGCCAACUAUAACAAAGAUUUGGAGCUAUUCGAAUUGUCUUAAGCUGAUAGAAUUGGUUAAGCAGAGUCCUAGCCUUUGGAAUUCAACGGCGGAGGAAUAUGCAAACCAAUCGUUAAAGUCUGCUGACUGGCACUACAUAUAUGAACAAUUCAAAAGCAAUGGAUAUUCCAAAAACGAUUUAAUUGCCAAAUGGAAUUCUUUACGCACCUCUUAUCGUCGCCGCCAUGUGGUAUUUGCGGAAAAUAGCCAUUUACAUUCUCCUUGGAAAUUUUACAAAGAAAUGGCAUUCAUUGGCCCAAUAUUAACUUCAAGGAAAAAAGAAAUAAGCGUAAUCAAUGCAGCUACAAGCCCAUCGGGUCUAAAUCAACACCUUCCCAGCACAGCAUCCACAUCAAUGAUAAAAAAUGAGGAACAAGAUCGCAAUUCAAUAUUUACAACAUUCCUACUCAGUGAACUCCGAACGCUUCCUGAACAAGAUGCGGACUUGUUACGUUGUCGACUGCAUCGCACACUGUUGGAAUUCAACGAAGAGCUCAAUCAUAGAAAGGUUGAAGUAGAAUGCGAUGCUGACAUUAAAUUUGAGAUAGACGCUACAUAAUAUAGAUUUAUAUAUAUAUAUAUAUAUAUAUAGAAAUCAGGCUUAUUUUUAAUUUGUUCAUUAAAAUUACGUGUCCGUAGACCUAAGUUCCAGUUUAACGAUUACAAACCACUAAGUAACGAAUUUGCUGUAAUCCAAAAACUGAACAAAAACUACGAUUCUUCGUACUAGACCCUAUGCUUACUUUUUUAAAUUAUAUAUUGAUAACUAGAAAAUUAGUUUUCAUACAGAUUCACAUAAAUAUAUACUAUGAAUUCUGCUUGAGUCGUAA